Molecule: messenger RNA, 2181 nt
Organism: Spathaspora passalidarum NRRL Y-27907
Lineage: Eukaryota; Fungi; Ascomycota; Pichiomycetes; Serinales; Debaryomycetaceae
Gene: ERG7
Product: lanosterol synthase
Exons: 1
Coding region: 1-2181 (726 amino acids)
Biological process (GO): ergosterol biosynthetic process; triterpenoid biosynthetic process
Cellular component (GO): lipid droplet
Molecular function (GO): lanosterol synthase activity
Source: RefSeq, a predicted model, not a curated record
AUGUACUAUUCAGAAGAAAUUGGUCUUCCCAAGACGGAUCCUACUCGAUGGAGAUUACGCUCAUCACCACUAGGUAGUGAAACCUGGCACUAUAUCACUGAUGAUGAAGAAUUGGCCAAGGAACCGCAAUCAACAUUUGUUCAAUGGUUAUUGGAAUCACCAGACUUUCCUGCUCCAGAACCAAGUGAUAUCAAAACACCAGGAGAAGCCAUGGAAAAAGGAGCAGAUUUUCUUAGACUACUUCAGUUGGAUAACGGGAUAUUACCUUGCCAAUACAAAGGUCCAAUGUUUAUGACCAUUGGAUACCUUGCUGCAAAUUACUUUAGUGGAACGCCUAUCCCCGAUCCAUACAGACAUGAAAUGAUUCGAUAUAUCGUAAACACAGCUCAUCCAGUCGAUGGUGGCUGGGGGUUACAUUCAAUCGACAAAAGUACUUGUUUUGGUACAACCAUGAAUUAUGUAUGUCUCAGAUUAUUAGGUAUGGAUCCAGACCAUAUUGUCAUGCAAAGAGCCAGAAGGACAUUACAUAAAUUAGGCGGUGCCUUGGGUAAUCCACAUUGGGGGAAAUGUUGGUUAGCUGUGUUGAAUUUGUAUGAAUGGGAUGGUGUUAAUCCUGCCCCUCCUGAAUUAUGGACAUUGCCUUACAGCUUAAUCAUACAUCCUGGAAGAUGGUGGGUCCAUACAAGAGCGAUCUACUUACCCUUGGGUUAUGUUGUUGCAAACAGAGUGAAGUGCACUCUUGAUCCAUUGUUGGAACAAAUCAGAAAUGAAAUUUAUUUACCCAAACAGUUACCUUAUGAAUCUAUAAAGUUUAGCAAGUACAGAAAUAAUGUUUGUGGGGUUGACUUAUACUAUCCAACCACAAAAUUACUUGAUUUUGCAAACACAGUAUUGUGUCAAUGGGAAAAACUUAGACCCAACUGGAUUCUCAACUUGGUGAACAACAGGGUUUAUGAUUUAAUUUUGAAGGAAUACUACAAUACCGAAUAUUUAUGUAUUGCUCCUGUGAGUUUUGCAUUCAACAUGGUUGUGACAUGCCAUAGAGAAGGUAACGAAUCGGCCAAUUUUAAAAAAUUAACCGAUAAAAUGAAUGAUGUCUUGUUUCAUGGUCCACAGGGUAUGACAGUUAUGGGAACAAAUGGGGUUCAGGUUUGGGACGUUGCUUUUAUGGUUCAAUAUUUUUUUGUUAGUGGAUUGGUAGACAACCCUAGAUACCACGACAUGAUUAGAAAAGGGUAUAUGUUCUUGGUUAGAUCUCAAUUUACUGAAGAUUGUGUUGAGGGAAGCUUCAGAGAUAAACGUAAAGGUGCAUGGCCGUUUAGUACCAAGGAGCAAGGAUACACUGUCAGCGAUUGUACUGCAGAAGCAAUGAAGGCUAUUAUUAUGGUUAAGAAUCAUUCUGCUUUCUCAGAUAUUCAUGAUGAAAUUACCGAUGAAAAGUUAUACGAUGCAGUCGAAGUGUUGUUAAACAUUCAAAAUACCGAGAGCUAUGAAUUUGGAUCGUUCUCGGCUUACGAAAAGAUUAGAUCAACUUUACUUUUGGAAAAACUUAACCCUGCCCAAGUUUUCAAUAAUAUAAUGGUUGAAUAUCCUUAUGUUGAAUGUACAGAUUCCUCUGUCCUCGGCUUAACCUAUUUCCACAAAUAUUAUCCCAACUAUAAAUCUAGUCUUAUUGAAUCAACAAUUGAAAAUGCUAUAAAUUACAUUAAGAAAGCCCAAGACACUGAUGGUUCAUGGUAUGGAUCUUGGGGAAUUUGUUAUACUUAUGCAGCCAUGUUUGCUUUGGAGGCAUUCAACGCUGUAGGACUCGAUUACGAGACAUCUCGCAAUGUACAGAAAGGGUGUGAUUUCCUCGUGUCUAAACAACUAUCCGAUGGCGGUUGGUCAGAGUCAAUGAAAGCUUGCGAAACCCAUACUUAUGUGAACGGACCCAAGUCGCUUGUUGUACAAACUGCAUGGGCAGUGAUUGGACUAUUAUUAGCCAAUUAUCCUGAUGAAAGACCGAUAAAGAAAGGUAUUAAAUUUUUGAUGGAUAGACAAAAACCAACGGGUGAAUGGGAGUUUGAAGAUAUUGAAGGUGUGUUCAAUCACAGUUGUGCAAUUGAAUACCCUUCUUAUAGAUUCUUAUUCCCUAUAAAGGCUUUGGGAUUAUAUAAGAAGAAUUAUGGUGAUAUAAUUUAG